Coffea eugenioides is the source of this 1210-nucleotide messenger RNA. Its product is annotated as ribosomal RNA-processing protein 8. The coding region runs from base 52 to 939 and encodes 295 amino acids. Gene Ontology annotation, molecular function: methyltransferase activity. Lineage: Eukaryota; Viridiplantae; Streptophyta; Magnoliopsida; Gentianales; Rubiaceae. Gene Ontology annotation, cellular component: nucleolus. The transcript is spliced from 9 exons. The record is from RefSeq and is a predicted model, not a curated record.
UGCCCUUCUUCACUUUACACUGGCUAGGAGGGAGAGACUAGGAAGGAAGAGAUGACGGAGGACGAACGGCGAGGAAUAAUAAACCAACAGCAACGGAGCCGAAAACGGAAGAGGGGGAAGCGUCACCGCCGAAAGCAGCAGGUGGCCGGCGAUUCUCCUCCUCCUUCUCUCGAGCAGACCCUUAACGCUAAUACUAAGAAUCGGUCUUCUCCAGCUGCUGCUGUUGUUAAGUGCAAUUCCAAAGCAAGAAUCGCCUCGUCUUCGUUCCUCGACAAGAUGAAAGCGAAGUUAUCAGGAGGACACUUUCGCAUGAUUAAUGAGAAACUCUACACUUGCACUGGACAGGAGGCAUUCAACUAUUUCAAAGAAGAUCCGGCAUUGUUCAAUAUGUAUCAUGCAGGAUAUCAAGAACAAAUGUCACAUUGGCCUGAACAGCCAGUUAAUGUAAUCACAAAGUGGUUAAAGGAUCACAGCCCAUCUUUAAUCGUUGCUGAUUUUGGCUGUGGGGAUGCAUGUCUUGCAAGAAAUGUUAAGAAUAAAGUCUUCUCCCUUGAUCUCAUUUCCAAGGACUCAUCAGUGAUUGCUUGUGAUAUGUCGAAUACUCCCCUUGAUUCUUCAUCCGUUGAUGUUGCAGUAUUUUGUCUCUCUUUGAUGGGAACUAACUACUCAAGUUUUAUUCAGGAAGCACACAGAGUUCUUAAGCCGCGUGGGUGGCUUUUGAUAGCAGAAGUGAAGAGCAGGUUUGACCCCAGUACCGGCGGAGCAGAUCCAAACAAAUUUUCAAAAGCAAUAUGCCAACUGGGAUUCACCGCCUUGUCAAAGGACUUCUCCAACAAAAUGUUUAUACUGCUAUACUUCAAGAAAAAGGAAGACGAAAAGCUAAACGUAAAUGAAAUCAAAUGGCCUGGACUGAAGCCAUGUUUGUACAAGCGUCGAUGAAGUGCGAUGUGCUGCUGUUGAAAAGAUAGCAUGGAACCAAUGAAUCACCCAUCGUGGCAUCAACAGUUUCUAGACCCUUCUGUAAUCCCAGAAAGUGUAGAAUUUUAAUAUGCAGAAGUGUAGGACAGGCUGUAAAAAGAGGUUAGUUCUUCCAGAUAUUUACCCUUUUAGGGAGCUUAUAUCCUAUACCAUAUUUUAGUUCAAGUUAUAUGUUUUAUUGCUGGGAGACUUACUUUGCUAAUGGAUAUUUCUGUCUUGAUCUUUGUUUGAA